UUCCGGCUCUGGGGCCAUUUCCGUUUCCGUUUCCGACAUUUCGUCCGAUCACCACGACACCUCGUUGCAUUACCAACUCCGCCUGGAAAACCUGUGCUUCAAACUGCGAGCCAACUUGCGCCAACCAGCGACCGCAAACCCUUCCCACCUCGAAUUUCCGAUCUGCACCCCGGAAUGUGGAGCCCAACGUUGCCAGUGCAACAGUGGAUACUACCGUAAUGUCGUUGGCGGCUGCGUCCCGCUUUCCCAAUGUCCUCCCGUCUGCCCGACAAACUCGUCCUAUAACUCCUGUGGCUCAAGCUGUGAACGUACUUGUGCCCAGCGGAACCCGAUUUGUCCGGCUAUCUGCGGCCCCGGAAAGUGCAUGUGCAAUGCCGGAUACUCCCGUAACACGGCCGGCAACUGUAUCCUCGAGCGGGAUUGCCCCCCGACUUGCCCGGGAUUCUCGACCUGGCAGACAUGCAGCAGCUACUGUGAGCCGACAUGCACAAAUCCAAAUCCGGUCUGCAAUCGUGCCUGUGCUCCGGCAAAGUGCCAGUGUAAUCCGGGAUAUUACCGUAGCCCGAGCGGACUAUGUGUCCAGUGGAAUCAGUGCUGUAGGUUCAAC
This is a messenger RNA of Mesorhabditis spiculigera, 607 nucleotides long. The record is from the annotation of a GenBank genome assembly. Lineage: Eukaryota; Metazoa; Nematoda; Chromadorea; Rhabditida; Rhabditidae.